UCGCGUGUGCUUCGCUGAGCCGCAUUUAAAACCUGCUCGCCUUUCAGUUGGAAUCGAUCCCCAUUUUAUUUCUGAGAAAGUGAAAGGAGAAUGUUGGGAGCGCGGAAAGUUGAGGACAUGGAAUCCUAUGGAGAGUGGAGUCCCCAGAGGGUUCUUGAAGACUCUGGGUCAACUUUGCGCAGGAGAGAAGGGAAGCAGCCGUUCAGAAAGUCCAAGUCCUGGGCGGAUAAAUGGUGACCCUGGACGAAGCAGAAGCAACAGUCAAAAGAGGGGGGGCUAUGGGGUUUCAAAGCGGAGGAAGUGACUGUGAGAGAUUUUAGAGCAGAGAGACGCACAGUUUCUCCACAAUACCCCCGAGGAGAAGAGGGCUACUAACUUCAAGCAACCGCAAGAGUCCUGGCUGCCACCAUCAGGGAGGCCCUGCCAUCAGCGCAAGGCAUUUCCCCUUCACUUGCAUCUUGGGAAGAGCAUCAGCAGCAGAAUGACGAGGAUGGUCCCUGCUGGAACUAGCCAUUCUCCAGCCAAAAGAGGAGAGAGAAACAUGCUUCUGAUUAGAUUGGAGGCUGCUCUCCAGGACUUCACAAAUGCUGAUUCCCCUGAUGUAGAAAGUGCUGAGCAGAGGAAGCCCCUCCCCACCAUGCUGGGACUUCAUUUAGAGGACAUCCUGGCUCUCCCAGGCUCUCCCUCACACUCCCUGAGCUACUUCUACCUGCAACUGCCAGUGCCCAGCCAGGGGCUGCCUCCAUCCUUCCUUGAGUUCUACUUGGAUGACCAGCCCAUCGCUCGCUUUGACAGCCUCACCAGGAAGAUGGAGCCUUUGGUGCCCUGGAUGGAGGAGGCUGAGAAUGAGACCUUUCUGCCCUUUGAGUCGGUCUUCAGAGCCAACCUGGAGAAAUUAUCAAAACUGGACCGCAGUGCUGGAGGACUUCACAUCUGGCAGGUGAAUUUGGGCUGUGAGCUCUGGGAAGACGGAGGCAAAGCAGGGUUUUUGCACUAUGGCUACGAUGGGAUGGACUUCAUCAGCUUCGACAAGGGGACCCUGAGAUGGGUGACAGCUCAGCACCAGGCCCAGAAGGUCAAGGAGGAGUGGGAGGAGGAUCCAGGAUGGUCCAAGACAAAUAAAGUCUUUCUGGAGGAAACCUGCAUUGAGGCGCUGCAGAGAUACCUGUCCUACAAGAACAAGACUCUGCAGAGGAUUGAGCCUCCAGUGGGGAAGGUGACUAGCAAGGUGGUGAACGAGAGACUGGAGGUCCUCAUCUGCCAGGCCUUUGGCUUCUACUCCAGGGAGAUCUGGACCACGUGGACAAGGGACGGAGAGGUCUGUGAAUACGAGACCCUCCAUAGGAACGUGGUCCCCAACUCGGAUGGGACCUAUUAUGUCUUGCUCAGCAUUGAGAUUGACCCCAAGGAGAGGGACCAUUUUUGGUGUCGCCUGGAGCACGAGGGAUUGCAGGAGCCUCUGGUGUUGUCUUUCAAGGAGGAAAGAGGUGAGAAAGUGAUGGGUUAA
Molecule: messenger RNA, 1507 nt
Organism: Thamnophis elegans (Western terrestrial garter snake)
Lineage: Eukaryota; Metazoa; Chordata; Lepidosauria; Squamata; Natricidae
Product: major histocompatibility complex class I-related gene protein-like
Exons: 5
Coding region: 482-1507 (341 amino acids)
Biological process (GO): immune response
Cellular component (GO): external side of plasma membrane
Source: RefSeq, a predicted model, not a curated record